Molecule: messenger RNA, 1155 nt
Organism: Caenorhabditis remanei
Lineage: Eukaryota; Metazoa; Nematoda; Chromadorea; Rhabditida; Rhabditidae
Exons: 5
Coding region: 1-1155 (384 amino acids)
Source: RefSeq, a predicted model, not a curated record
AUGACUCGUUUCUUCCAACUCCUUCCAUUCUUUGGACUCCUCGCACUCUGUGCCGCCCAAGAGGACUCGGGACUCUAUGUCAAUCGGAUCAAGAUUGAGACCUUCACCAACAAAGCCGGCAAUGACAAGAUCUUCACCUACUAUGUCAAGGAUAGUUACGAUCAAGUUCAAGUAGACAAUUUCAAGACAGCCGCCGAGUCUAUUGGAUACCUUUAUGAGGAUGAUUAUGCUGCUGACACUGUUUCGUGUACCACCGCCGAGUGUCCAAAGCUGAGAAGAAUCUACGAGCAUACCACUAACCUCAAUGGAAAAGUUACCACUCGCCUCAUCGACUCUGCCUUGAAGACUAGCACCGCCGCCACCACCGCCAAGCCAAUCGGAUUCGUCGCUCCAUACCCAGGAUACUGUAGCUCCAACGAUCUCGUCCCGAUCAUUGAGAUGUACUCAGAUGCUUUGCAACAAUACGCCUACUGGUCUAAGGCGCAACCAAACCAAUUGGUCAACAUCGCUUCCACUACUAUCGACACUUCAAGAUACAACCCAACACGUCUCGUUGGAUACGCCCUUUCUGGAGAAACAGAUAGACUUGUUCUCUCAAACGCCGCUCCGGACUUUGUGAAGCCGAUUGGAAAAGCUAACUACACCCAUUCAUUCUACCCUGCCUACCAACUUGUUGAAUUUACUUCUGGAAACAACAAGUAUACCUUAGGUGCUCCACCAUCUAUUGACGCCUAUGCUGCAAAACCUGGAUUCAUUCCGAAGAACACUGGAAUUUUUGUUAUCGGAAAAGGGAUAUCCGCCGACUUAACAAGAAUGAGCGCAGUCUGCGGGGAACUCAUGCCCCUUUAUGUAGCAAGUGACUCUGCAAAAUCAUACGGUGUUUUGAUCGCCCGUGGCGUCGUGGCUCCAAUGCAAGCUAUUGCUCAGGGCGGAUGGACAUUCAAGAAGAAUGUACCAGCAUGCGGAGGAAUCAAGGGAUUGGCUGCGUUGAAGGAGUUUAAGCACAAGACAGCUGUGAAUCAGUUCACUUAUGCAAACGAUCCAGCUAAGAUUGCCGAGUUGACUAGUUCUGGAAACUGGGAAGUGACCACCAAGGAUUUGGGAUUCGCUCCACUUGAUCAAAUUGGUUUUGUUCUUAUUAACGCUGUUAUUUAA